CCCCAGCGCCGACGUGGAUUUACCGCCCGUGGGGGGGGGCUGAGCUCUCGUCUGUUUUCGGCACCGCACACCUGGUUUGGACGCUGGACGCCAUGUUGUGGAAACUAGCAGAUAAUGUCAAGUACGAAGAGGACUGCGAGGACCGGCACGAUGGGAGCAGCAACGGGAACCCGCGGCUCCCGCACCUCUCUGCCGUCAGCCAGCACCUGUACAGCCCGGCCCCGCCGCUCUCCCACUCGGGCGCCUCCGACUUCCAGCCCCCCUACUUUCCCCCUCCGUACCAGCCGCUGCCUUACUCCCAGUCCAGCGACCCCUACUCGCACCUCGGGGACCCCUUCUCCAUCAACCCCCUGCACCAGCCGCCGCCGCCGCCCCCCAGCCAGCAGCAGAGCGCUUGGCCCAACCGGCAGAGCCAGGACCCGGCCGGGCUCGCCCCGCACGGCCGCCCCGGGCUCGUCCCGCACCUCUCGGCGCUGGAAAGCGGCUCCGCCGGCAGCCGCCGGGAGACCUACCGGCGCUCCGAGCUGCUCCUGCCCCACGGGCACGGGCUGGACGCCUCGGCGCUCGCCGAUAACCUGGGCCUGCACGACAUGGCUCACCAGAUGGAGGAGGUGCAGAAUGUGGAAGAUCAACACUUACUAAUGCAUGACCAGACAGUCAUUAGAAAAGGUCCCAUUUCCCUAACGAAAAACAGUGCUCUGAGCCUCCCCUGCCAAAAGGAUGGAUUAAUAGGGGUGGUCAUAAACCCCAACGAAGUUUUUUGUUCCGUUCCGGGGAGACUUUCCCUCCUGAGCUCCACGUCGAAAUACAAAGUGACAGUAGCAGAGGUGCAGAGGCGGCUCUCGCCCCCGGAGUGUCUCAAUGCCUCUUUGCUAGGAGGAGUCCUCAGAAGAGCCAAAUCUAAAAAUGGUGGCAGAUCAUUAAGGGAAAAACUGGAUAAAAUUGGUUUGAAUCUUCCUGCUGGCAGAAGGAAAGCUGCAAAUGUGACAUUAUUGACAUCUCUGGUGGAAGGUGAAGCUGUACAUCUUGCUCGUGACUUUGGUUAUGUUUGUGAGACAGAGUUUCCUUCCAAAGCAGUGGCUGAAUAUUUAACCAGACCACACAUGGGCCGCAAUGAAAUGGCAAACAGGAAGAAUAUGCUUCUUGCUGCAAAGCAGAUCUGUAAGGAAUUCACAGACCUCCUCACUCAGGACAGAACUCCUCUUGGAAACACAAGACCCAGUCCCAUCUUGGACCCUGGCAUCCAGGGCUGUUUGACUCAUUUUAGCCUGAUCACACAUGGCUUUGGGAGUGCUGCCAUCUGUGCUGCCAUGACAUCCGUCCAGAACUACCUAAAUGAAGCAUUAAAAAUAGCAGACAAAUCAUACAUGAACGCUGGCGACCAGAGCCCCGCAGAAACCAACAAAACCAUGGAUAAAAUGGAUAAGCACAGGAAGUGAAAGGAAAACCAGACUUUACUCUUCCUCCUAAACACAGACUGGGAUCUUCUUGCCAGGGGGAACAUAGAGAUUUGGUUGGUGGUUUUUUUUUUUUUUUUAUCUUUUGGUUCUGUCUUUUUUUGUUUUUUAAAAAAAGAAAGGAGGGGAAAAAGGGGAAAAAUAUGAAUAUCAUUCAGGAUCUUCACUCCUCCUGGAUCCAUCCGUGAGACAAGUCUUUCUAAAAGCUGCAGUAUCCCUUUUCUGUGGAAGCAAUUACAUGAAGAUAAGUACUUGGUACAAUGUAUUGAAUCCUUUGCUGUAAAAGUGGUGCUAUAAAGGGGGGGUUGAUGGAAAUAUACAGAGAGAUAUAUUUAGAUUUCUUCUCCAUAUCUAAGUAUCUAGUGGUGACCAGCUUCAUGUACAGUUUUUAAGAUACAGAUUUUAGAUUGGAAGCCUGUUUGUUAUCUGAUACAAUUUCAGGGUUUUAUUCUCUCUAAACGGAACAGUAACAAUAAAGCAGUAUUAAACAAUGGUAUAUAGAUUUAUGUACAUUAAAAUUUUUUUAUAAACACCUGAAAAUAGUAAGA
Molecule: messenger RNA, 2005 nt
Organism: Myiozetetes cayanensis
Lineage: Eukaryota; Metazoa; Chordata; Aves; Passeriformes; Tyrannidae
Gene: TFAP2C
Product: transcription factor AP-2 gamma
Exons: 7
Coding region: 93-1439 (448 amino acids)
Biological process (GO): anatomical structure development; regulation of transcription by RNA polymerase II; regulation of cell population proliferation
Cellular component (GO): nucleus
Molecular function (GO): DNA-binding transcription factor activity, RNA polymerase II-specific; RNA polymerase II transcription regulatory region sequence-specific DNA binding
Source: RefSeq, a predicted model, not a curated record